Messenger RNA from Notolabrus celidotus (New Zealand spotty), 4088 nucleotides. RefSeq names its product family with sequence similarity 114 member A1 (gene fam114a1). NCBI's taxonomy places the organism in Eukaryota, Metazoa, Chordata, Actinopteri, Labriformes, Labridae. The record is from RefSeq and is a predicted model, not a curated record. Bases 2 to 1993 code for a protein of 663 amino acids. The transcript is spliced from 14 exons.
AAUGGGGACAGUGUUGUCUCUCAAACCUAGAUUUGGCAGUUCAAGUGAAAAAUCGUUGCAUUUCAUUUUAUCUGCCGGCCUGCCGACGUGGCGGGGCGGAAGAGAGAAGCUGCUGGCUGGCACCAGACGGAUCACCAUGUCACAGGUUGCUUCCUUAGACUUGGACCCCUCUGCUGACAUCACAUCUCCUCCCACCCAGGACCCUCAAACUGACCCUGACUCCUCACAUGAUAUUACAGCAGCCUUCCCUCCACCCUCAGCCCCCCUGGAGCCCCCUCUGACCCCUGAGAGUUCAGUCCUCCCACAGCCCACUGAGGAGAUCACCACAGAGGACAACAUUGCUGAGACGCAUGCAUCAGAGGCGCAGACAGAGCAACCAGAGGCUGCUGCUGAAGGUCAGGUGAUUGAGUGUGACCAACCAGUGAGCCUGGAGGCUGACGCUGAGGCUGCAGAAAACAAUGAAGAGAGGUCUCUCCAGGAAAAGGAAAAAGGUUGGGGUGGUUGGGGUUCUUGGGGGAAAUCUCUCCUCAGCAGUGCCACCUCCUCAGUGGGUCAGAGUCUGACCUCAGUGAAGGUGAAGGCAGGGGAAGCUCUGCGCCUCCACAAGACCUCAGUAGGAGAGGAGGCACACGAGGAGGAAGGGGAAGGUGUAGAGGAGAGGAGAGAGGGAGAAGGAGGAGAAAAUGGAGACAUUGACCUGUCAAGCUCUGCAGAGUCCUCUACGAGUGCUGCAGCUCCUGGCAGGGGUGUCUUCUCUACCAUCACACACGCUGUGCAGAACACUGGUAAGUCCGUGAUCAGUGGAGGUUUGGAUGCCUUGGAGUUUAUUGGAAAGAAGACCAUGAAUGUUCUAGCCGAAAGUGACCCAGGUUUCAAAAAGACCAAGACCCUGAUGCAGAAAACAGUGUCACUAAGUCAGAUGUUAAAGGAAGCCAAAGAAAAGGAGCGAGCACGUCUGGGCAACCAGCCAAUGAGUGAACCAACAGCACACUAUGGUAUACUGUUUGACGACUACCAGGGGCUGUCGCACCUCGAGGCCCUGGAGAUCCUGUCCAAUGAGAGCGAGGGAAUGGUCCAAGCCUACCUCUCUUCACUGACAGAAGAAGAGCAGGAUGAGAUAAAGAAGGAGCUGAUUUUUAUUAAGGAUAUCUUUAUUAACCAAGAGGAAGAGGAGAAAGGAGUUGAAGAGGAAAAAGAAAAAAAAGAAGAAGAACAGACGAAGGAUAACGGUGAUCUAAGUUCCCACUUACACUGUUCUACCCCCCUAUCAGCGGAUGUUGAGGAGUUUGUGAGCGUUCUUACUGAGCUGCUGUUUGAGCUUCAUGUUGCUGCCACCCCAGACAAACUCAACAAGGCUCGCAGGAGGGCUCAUGAUUGGGUGAGCGAGGUGGAACAGCCUGUCACUACGAAGAUAGUCGGCAGUGAAACGCAGGACCUGCAGGGAGGAGAGGCAUCACCUGAGGAGGCCAAGGAAGAGGAGAAGAAGAAAGAUGGAGAAGGAGAAGGAGAAGAGCAAGAGGAGGAGAUCAGCAGGGGGGAGGAGAUGAAGGAAGGAGAGGAGGAGAAAAAGGAGAAAGAGGAGGACCCUAGAUCUCCGGAGGCUGUCUACAUGUCAUCAGUGGGAAGUCUGGCCGAAGUGACGGCUCGCAGUAUUGAGCAGCUCCACAAGGUGGCAGAACUCAUCCUUCACGGCCAAGAGCUGGAGAAACCAGCCAGAGACCAGGCGCACAUCCUCACCAGGUUGACGUGUGCCAUGUGUAAGGAGGUGGAGUGUUUGGCCAAGAAGUUCUCUGAUACGUUACUUCUUGUCGGGGGUCAGAGGAAAGCAGAGGAGUUGACUCCGCUGGUAAACAGUGUGCUACAAGAGGGCUCCAACAGCACAAACUACAUCCACGAUGCCUUUCAGCUGCUGCUGCCCAUCCUGCAGAUCUCCCACAUCCAGAGCCAACAGAGUCGUCUCACUUCAGAACCCGCAGCACAAACACAACAGUAACACACAUGCACACAGGCCACCUGCUCACCUGCUUGUCUUAAUGUAUCUGUUAUUGUACAGUAAAGUAUAGAGAAUAGAUUAUUACAGAUUAAGUGCUUUAAUCUACAUCAAGUGCCAUAGUAACAGAGAGGGAUGUUUUAUAUUUACAUAAUAUAAUAUUGUGGAUAACAGUUUAACAAACAGAUGCAUGUAAAAAUGACACGGAUACAGAUUGUAUUUGUGUCUCUUCCAUGUUGUAUCUCAGAAUGUUAUUUGAACCUUGUUUAGGAAUAUUAAGAUAUUUUCUUUGAGACUCCAGAGAUGAUUGGAUGCAUUUGAUGAACAAAUAUGUUUCUUUAUCAUCUCAAAAAGCUUGAACCAAAUACAAAACUUAUUGAAUUACUGAAUAUGUUAAAAGGAUUUGACUUUAAUGUAUAUUAAGCUUUUUUGCACUCCUUAUGGUCCGUUGUCAUUCCAACAGAAGGAGAAUUGACUAACACUACUAUGUUUUUAUGAAAUGUACUAAUCUGGUUUGAGGCAAAAUGCCAGUAUUAGGGAUUAUUACUUUGUCUUGAUUUUUUAUGCUAAAUUAUGUGAAGCAAUACUAUGUUCUAUUUUAGUCUUAUGCAGCUUGAUUUGAAAAAAUCUUGUCUUCAUGCUUAAACUUGCACGAGAAAACACUAAGUUUGCUCUUCUCUGUUAGUGUAAACAUUGAAUAUUUAAUGUAGGUGUAUUCAAUUUUAAUUCACUCUAAUGUGCUGCUACAUUCAAAAGGUAUACUUUAUCUUUUUGGAAAAUAGUCUUACGUAAUAACUCUAUUACUGAGAAUCAGAUGAGGAGAUCAAUACAACUUUCUUAUGUUUCUCAAAUGUGAUCAGCUGAUUAGUGCAUUUUCUCACAAAGACUAGACACAGAGAUGCAGCUGACCUGCUAGCACCUCAAUCCACAAAUAAUCAUGCAUCUGGCUGGUUCAAUGAUCAAAAGUGUAGUAAAGUAAAUAACAUAAUGUGUUGAAACAGAGUUUAUGAGCAUAAAGAGACUGAAGCAGGCAAAGAAUAAGUCCCACUCGUGGUCAAAAAACACUGACACACCUUUAUGUCAAAUUGUCUAUGUUUAGAUCUGAUUUAGGUCUGUGACACCACUAACCCUUUGGCUUCCACAUAUUCUCUUUUGGGCUGUCUGAUGCUAAUCUGGUAUGUACAGCUGAUAUGGGUUAUUUGUACAUUCAUCACACACAUUGAGCUCUUUACAAUUAUUUGACAUUUUGCUGAUGCAAAAUUAUGGCUUAAAGCUUAAAGCCAAGCUAGAAACCUUGUAACGUGCUUCUGAGUCAGAGAGGUUAUUUCCUGUUUCACAUUUUGCAGUCUAGAUAAUAUGCUAAGCUAACAUGCUGCUGGCACUAGCUAAACAUUUAUCAAAUAGAGAUGAAAUGAUGGUUUUCUCCUCUAACUCUUGGCAUGAAAGAAAAUUAGUAUUACCCAGAUAUUUUCUUACUUCUAAAACAAAAAACUACAGUGUCAUUCCUCUGUCAAACCCUAAACACCUUGAAAAAGACUUUUACAUUUAGUUUUGGUUGUUUUCAUAAUUAGACAUUUAAUGCUGUUUUACAGUAAUCUUGAUUAUACAGUAUUAAUUCCCCAGAGGUGUGUACUACAACCGUUUCCCACAAAGUUUUUCCCUUCUCUUGUACCACCUGUGUUGAGUUUAAGCAGAAAUCCCUGGAUGCUCACACUGUUUUUAAUAGCCAGUGUUAAAUUCGCUCCCAGCUUCUAGCCUGCAGUAAGGAUCUCUGGAGGAAAUAAACCACUCUUUUUAUCUGUCUCUGCUUUUUCUCUCUCCCUUUCAGAGAUAAAUAAAUAGACAAGAAAAAUGAUUAAUCACAGAAGUCAUGGUCAUUCCUGCUGUAAUGUUUUCAUCUCUUGAGCUACAGCCAGAUGAAGUUGGACUGCCUGUCAGUGUUAAUCUUGCCUUAAAAAACAAAAGAAUAAUAAUAAUUUUUGGAAGUCCAGUCAUUUAUUAGAAUGGUCACUUUAAUAAUAUUUUAAGAUUCCCUUCUAAUUAAGUGCACUUAGACCGUUUGAGGAUGAAAUGUUGGAAAUAAAUAUGUAUAACUAUC